Molecule: messenger RNA, 4273 nt
Organism: Anoplophora glabripennis (Asian longhorned beetle)
Lineage: Eukaryota; Metazoa; Arthropoda; Insecta; Coleoptera; Cerambycidae
Product: probable multidrug resistance-associated protein lethal(2)03659
Exons: 17
Coding region: 189-4148 (1319 amino acids)
Biological process (GO): transmembrane transport
Cellular component (GO): membrane
Molecular function (GO): ATP binding; ATP hydrolysis activity; ABC-type transporter activity
Source: RefSeq, a predicted model, not a curated record
UCUAGUCGAGACUGCUAGCGCGAUUGUUGUUCGCUGGAUUUGUGUCUGUGAUACCACAAUGAUUAAGGUACUAUAAAAUGACCGAUUUAAUUGUAACCGCAAAACGAGGCAGUGGAUUUGUUUUGCAAUAAAACGUUGCACAACUGUGAUCCUAAUAGUUAAAACUUCGUUUUCGCACAAUACUGAGAAUGGAUUCUAGUAAGAAGUACGAAAAUAUUUCGCCGGAAGUGUCCACGAAUUUUCUUUCAAAGUUGUUUUUCUGUUGGAUUCUGCCAUUUUUCAAACACGGGUACCAAAAUGACUUAAAAAUUAAGGAUAUAUACAACACGACAGACAGUGACCUCUCGGGGCCUUUAGGUGAUGCACUGGAAAGGAACUGGCAGAAAGAGCUGGAUAGGGUUAAAGGUACAAAACAGAAACCAAGUUUCAAAAGGGCUAUAUUUAGGACAUUCGCAAAGUCGUAUUCUAUAUAUGGGAUUUACUUAUUCAUAUUUGUUGUUGUUUUAAGAUCUUUGCAACCUAUAAUAUUGUCCGAAUACAUUCAGUAUUACGAAUCUCCUGCCAAAGAUAGAAGGCAAGAAGAUGGGUGGCUUUUGGCUGGAGGAGUACUCCUUAUCACUUUUUUGAACAUACUUAUCUUCCACCAUUCUUCCUGGGGUUGUCAGAGAAUAGGGAUGAGGGUUAGAAUUGCAUGCUGCUCGCUUGUUUAUAGGAAAUUACUGAAAUUAAGCCAGGCAUCUCUAGGACAGACGGCUGCCGGUCAACUGGUCAAUCUCCUUUCCAAUGACGUCCAGAGAUUUGACCAAGCUUCAAUUUACCUUCAUUAUAUUUGGUUGAUGCCCCUCCAGUGUGCCGCAGGGUUCUACGUGAUGUACCGCAGCGUCGGAGUAGCAGCUUUUGCUGGAAUGACCGCUAUGGUGUUGGAGGCCAUACCCUUGCAGGGUUAUCUUUCAAACUUGCAAGGAAAACUGAGGUUUAAAAUUGCUCAAAGGACUGACCACCGGGUAAAGUUGAUGAGUGAAAUUGUAUCUGGUAUUCAAGUCAUAAAGAUGUAUGCCUGGGAAAAAUCUUUUGAGAAAGUUGUAGAGCUGGCCAGGAAAGUGGAAGUGGACGUCAUCAAAGUAGCAUCAUACCUAAGAGGACUUUACUUAGGCUUAACAGUAUUCACAGAUAGGUUGUGCCUCUACUUAACUUUAAUAACUUACGUAUUACUAGGAAAUAGAUUAACAGGGAACAUAGUAUUCUCUUUGGCACAACUUUUCAAUACCAUACAACUCUUUAUGGCCAUAUAUUUCCCAACAGCAUUGUCUUUCUAUGCUGAAGCUGAAGUAUCUAUCAAUAGACUGGAAGAGUUCCUGCUCUUGGAAGAAAAGGCAGAAAGCACUGGUAUCGAUGAGAAUUAUAAGGGGGAAAAUGGAGGAACUGUUACAUUUACAAAGGCUAAUGCGACUUGGUUGGCAAAUCCCAUAGCGGACACUUUGAUUGAUAUCAACUUGGAGAUCAAGCCAGGAACACUUUGUUGCGUUGUCGGUAACGUCGGUGCUGGUAAGACAACUCUUUUGCAAACAAUACUAAAAGAGUUGCCUUUAACUAGAGGGAAAAUAGAGGUUACUGGUACUGUUUCAUAUGCCUCUCAGGAACCUUGGUUGUUUGUCUCAACGGUUAGGAAUAACAUCCUUUUUGGAAAUCCAUAUUUAAAAGAUAGAUACAGAGAGGUAGUGAGAGUAUGUGCUUUGCAGAAAGAUUUUGAGCAGUUUCCCCAAGGGGAUAGGACGUUAGUGGGUGAACGUGGUGUAUCUUUAAGUGGCGGUCAACGAGCUAGGAUCAAUUUGGCUAGGGCUGUUUAUACGGAGGCAGACAUAUAUCUUUUUGACGAUCCACUGUCAGCUGUAGAUACCCAUGUGGGCAAUCACUUAUUUGAGGAAUGUAUAAUGACGUACUUAAAAAACAAGACGAGGAUUCUCGUUACUCAUCAGCUGCAAUUUCUGAAAAAGGCUGACUUGAUUAUAGUUAUGAAUAACGGAAAGACUGAUUUAAUUGGAACAUUUAACGACUUAACAGAAAGCAAACUACACGAUUUACAAUCACCAUAUGAAGAAAAAGAGCACGUGAAGGACUAUGUAAAAUUAGAAAAACUGCAAUCCAUAAAUUCCUAUGCUAGUUCCAUUUUCAACCUAGAAGAGGAACCAACGGAAACACAAGAAUUAAUAGAAAAAGGCAUUAUUCCGACUUCAACGUAUACAGACUACUGCCGCAGUGGCGCUAGUACACUUGUCUUGCUGUUUACCGCCGUAUUUUUAAUUGUUUCUCAGAUGUCUGCCAAUGCAUCGGACUUUUGGGUGUCUUACUGGACUAAUAAAGAAGAAUCGGGAUUCAUUGUCGACACGACAGGUUUUGAAAAAGUGUCUACAAAUUCGACAGGUCUGUUGCCAGUAAAACGUGAGGUACUUUUGGAAAAUUCCACGCAGUCGUAUUCCAGUUUUGCAGAUCUCUCAACUGAUCGCCCAGUAUUCGAUAUUUAUAACAUUGUAGUAGGCUCUAGAGAGUAUUACAUUUUAGUAUAUACCGCAUUUAUACUAGCAUCCAUCAUUCUAACCCCACUUAGCAGGAAUGUCUGCUACCUUAUAUUUAUGAACGCUUCCAAAGCACUUCAUAACCAGAUGUUCAAUAACAUCCUCCAGGCUAGUAUGAGGUUCUUUGACACAAAUCCUUCAGGAAGAAUCCUGAAUAGGUUUUCCAAAGAUAUGGGUACAAUAGAUGAAGUGUUACCUCGUUCAGCUUUGGAGGCCAUACAAGUGUUUCUAGUGAUGGGUGGCAUUUUGGCAAUGGUGUUUUUAUUAUCACCUUGGAUGAUCAUCCCCGCUAUUUUGCUGGGUGUCUUGUUUUACUAUUUUGAGGUCAUUUAUGUGACUGGUGCCCAAGGCGUUAAACGGUUAGAAGGAGUCACUCGAGCUCCAGUUUUCUCUCACAUAUCAGCUUCCCUGUAUGGAUUACCUACCAUAAGAUCAUGUGGCGCUGAACAAAUAAUCGUAAAGGAGUUUGAUGCCCUGCAAGAUCAACAUACGAGUACCUGUUGUGUAAUGAUAGUUUCCAGUGAAACAUUUGGAUUCUAUUUAGAUAUUAUAAGCUUGGUUUUUUUGUCAUUUGUCACGUUCCAGUUCCUCAUAUUUACAGACGAACACACAGCAAGUGCGACUGUUGGGCUGAUCAUAUCGCAGGCCAUGGUGCUGACUGGCAUGCUGCAGAUUGGAGCUCGACAGACUGCCGAGGUUGCUGCAAAUAUGAUAAGUGUUGAAAGGGUGUUGCAGUAUUGUAAGUUGGAGAAAGAGGGACCCUUUGAAUCUCUUCCAACAGAAAAACCUCCAAGGGAUUGGCCUCAGGCUGGCAAAAUCACUUUCAAGAAUAUGUACCUUCAGUACGACCCACUAGAAGCUCCAGUUUUAAGAAACUUGAAUAUUGAGAUUAGAGCAGGGGAAAAAGUUGGCAUAGUUGGUAGAACUGGAGCUGGAAAGUCCAGUCUGAUAGCAGCGUUAUUUAGGCUUGCGCCUAUUGAAGGAACUAUUGCCAUCGAUGAGGUCGACGUAUCCAAUAUAGGACUGAACGAUUUGAGGUCAAAUAUCUCUAUCAUUCCUCAAGAACCAGUACUGUUUUCUGCUACAGUCAGAUACAAUCUAGAUCCGUUUGGAAAAGCUAGCGAUGAAGCUUUGUGGAGUGCAUUGGAUAAAGUGGAACUGAAAAGUGCCGUAGAAAGUCUAGACCAGAAAGUGAGUGAAGGAGGUUCCAAUUUCAGUGCUGGCCAAAGACAGCUGGUAUGCCUAGCAAGGGCAAUAAUAAGGAACAAUAAGGUUUUGGUCAUGGACGAAGCUACCGCCAAUGUCGAUGUAGUAACGGAUUCCUUAAUACAAAAAACCAUCCGAAAGAACUUCAGGGACUGCACAGUCCUCACGAUCGCUCACAGAUUGAAUACUAUCAUGGAUUCUGAUAAAGUGCUGGUAAUGGAUGCUGGACAAGCUGUAGAAUUUGCUCACCCUCACGAACUCUUACAAAAUCCUGGCGGGUAUUUCACUAAGAUGGUGAAAGAGACGGGGAUAACCAUGGAAACGUCACUGAGGAAAAUCGCCCGGGAAGAUUUCGAAGCAAAAUUUUAAAGAGAAAAUAUUUAUUUUUGAGAUUAAAAUAAAAUCAAUUUAUAUUCUUUUAACAGUAUAAGUUUAUUGUUAUUGUUAUAGAGUGGGAUAGUAUAUGUACUGAAUAUAUUUUUUAUUUUAAAUUA